AUGCUGUGGCGCAUAGUGCUAUCGCUGCUGCUGGCCGUGGGCGCGUGGGCCAAGGAGCCCACGCUUCGGCUCCACGAUGAUAGCUUCAUUCCAGAUGCCGUCUUGCGGGUAACUGAGCAGACGGCGAGCAUUGGAUGCAUCCAAAGAGACUCGGUCGUCAUCAACGGGACCAUCCCAGGCCCGCCGCUGUCCUUUGCGUCGGGCAGUGUCGUGUGGAUCCGCGUGUACAACGACAUGCCGAACGAAAACCUCACCAUUCAUUGGCACGGCCUCACCAUGGCGGCGGCUCCGUUCGCCGACGGAUCGCCCGCGGCAAGCCAAUGGCCGAUUGCGCCGUUGAAGUUCUUCGACUACGAACUGAACCUGCGCGACAUGGGGCCGGGCACGUAUUUUUACCACUCUCACGUCGGCUUCCAGGCCAUGACGGCGGCGGGGUCUCUGAUCAUCACCGACCCGCCGGGCGAGACGCCGCCGUACGAGUACGACGACGAGCGCGUCGUCCUGCUCACCGAUCUCUACAACACCACGGACCACGACAUCGAGAGCGGGCUGUCGGCCAAGCCGUUCAAGUGGAGCGGCGAGGUCGGCGGCGUGCUCGUCAACGGCCACGGCAUCUCGCAGUACAGCCACGACGCCGACGCCGCCGACGGCUCGUGCAGCCUGGCGCGCAUCUCGGUCGAGCCGGGCAAGACGUACCGGCUGCGCUUCAUCGGCGGCACCGCCAUCUCCUUCGUCGCCCUGGGGCUCGAGGCGCACAACCUCACCGUCAUCGAGGCCGACGGCGACUACACCCAGCCGGUCGAGGUGCCCUUCAUCCAGAUCGGCGGCGGCCAGCGCUACUCGGCCCUGCUCGACACCUGGUCCUGCGCCGACCUGCCCGCCGGCCGCAGCCAGUUCUACCUCCAGCUCGAGACGCGCGACCGCCCCGCCAACCUGACCACCUACGCCGUCCUGGACUACGGCGACUCCUGUCGUGGUGGUGCCGGAUUCAGCAGCAGCAGUAGUAGCAGCAACAGCAGCAGCAACAACGACAGCAUCAACAUCGACAUCGACAUCGACAUCAACACCCCCAACCCCCCUCUCUCCCUCCAAACCCCACCCCAAACCCCCCCUCUCCACCUCCCCCCCACCAUCCAAGGCUGGCUCGACACCGCCCUCCACCCCCUGCACCCGGACCCGUCCUUCCCCCCCGCCACGUCCGUCACCCGCACCGUCACCAUCGACAUCCAGCAAAUCUCGCCCGACGGCGGCGGCCAGCGCGUCGAAUGGGCGCAAAACGGCAUCUCCUGGUACGAGCACACGCCGCGAUCCCCCUACCUCGUCUCGCUCUACGGCAACGCCACGGCCGCGCUGCCGGAUUACGAAGCCGCCGUCGCCAGCGGGACCGGGCGCGACGCGCGCGACGGGGUGGCGGCGUUUCCGGCGCGGCUGGGCGAGGUGCUGGAGAUCGUGGUGCAGAACACGGGGAGCUACUCCGGGGGCGUCGACGUGCAUCCGAUGCACAUGCACGGGGCGCACUACUUUUAUUUGGGGAGCGGGAGCGGGAGGUACGAUCGGGUGGCGAAUGAGGAGAGGUUGGGGACGGCGCCGGUGGUCAGGCGGGAUACGACCAUGUUGUAUCGGUAUGGGGAGGAUGAGGAGCCCGGGAGGGAGCACAGCUGGGUGGCGUGGCGGUUGAGGGUGGAGCAGGCGGGGGUAUGGAUGCUCCAUUGUCAUACGCUGCAGCAUAUGGUUAUGGGAAUGCAAACGGUGUGGGUGUUUGGAAACUCGUCGGACAUCCUCACGCUUCCGCUGCCCAUGGUCGAAGGCUAUCUGGCGUAUGGCGGCAACGUGUACGGCGACGACGACAACCCUCCCAGCGUCGUCCACUUUUUCGAUGCCGACGACGAUGACGACAGUGACGAGAAUACUGACGAAGAAGGCAAGUAG
Messenger RNA from Diplodia corticola, 1929 nucleotides. RefSeq names its product l-ascorbate oxidase. Gene Ontology annotation, molecular function: copper ion binding; oxidoreductase activity. The record is from RefSeq and is a predicted model, not a curated record. The coding region runs from base 1 to 1929 and encodes 642 amino acids. The transcript is spliced from 3 exons. NCBI's taxonomy places the organism in Eukaryota, Fungi, Ascomycota, Dothideomycetes, Botryosphaeriales, Botryosphaeriaceae.